Molecule: messenger RNA, 342 nt
Organism: Microthlaspi erraticum
Lineage: Eukaryota; Viridiplantae; Streptophyta; Magnoliopsida; Brassicales; Brassicaceae
Source: the annotation of a GenBank genome assembly
AUGGAGGAGAGAAUCGAUUUCAUCCAUGAGAGCCUUGGAAACAAAUCUGAAGUCCUAUUCAAGCAAGUGAUCAAGCUUGAUGAAGACAUUAAGAAGUUGAGAGAGGAUCAUGAUCGAUCUUUGACCCUAGUUAAGCUUGAUGUUGCUUCGAAAUAUCAAGAGUUGAUAAACAAGAGCAUGAGAAUUGAAGAUACUAGCUAUGGCAAUAGCAAACAUCUUGGUUCGAUCUACAACCGCCUACAAGCCCUUGAAGGAUCAUCUCAUGCCAAUUACAAGAGAGAGAGGAGUCCAACACCCAACCACUCUCCCUUUUAUUGCAAUGCCAUCACAAGAAGAAGCUGA